This is a messenger RNA of Rattus rattus (black rat), 3439 nucleotides long. RefSeq names its product progestin and adipoQ receptor family member 3 (gene Paqr3). The record is from RefSeq and is a predicted model, not a curated record. The transcript has 7 exons. Gene Ontology annotation, cellular component: membrane. The coding region runs from base 430 to 1095 and encodes 221 amino acids. Lineage: Eukaryota; Metazoa; Chordata; Mammalia; Rodentia; Muridae. Gene Ontology annotation, molecular function: signaling receptor activity.
AUUUGGUUCUGCUAGAGACCUGAAGAAGCAUUUAAAUCUUCAGUCAUGAGUAAAAACAAAGAACCAUUUCCCAGAAUUGCGAAAGAGUUGGAAGGCAGCAGGAGCACUAACGCCACACCUUUUCUCCAUGGCUGAAGAAACCAAUUCCUGCUCUGGAUGGUAGAGUCUAUGCCAGCCUGUGCUGCCAAGGCGCUUUAAGAGGACAAAUAGUACCCACGCACAAAGUAAUCUCCAGUGCUCCUAAAAGGGGUAAACCCAUGCCUCUUGAAGCUGAAACUGGUUUCAGAACCUGCAUAGCACAAUUGCUCUGGCAUUGCCUGCCUGUCCCGGGACCUCUCCAGCAGCUUGUUUAUUUUGUCCAACGAGACGGUAAACAUCUGGAGUCAUUUGCUGGGCUUCUUUCUCUUCUUCACGCUGGGGAUCUAUGACAUGACGUCCGUGCUGCCGUCGGCCAGCGCAUCCAGAGAAGACUUUGUGAUCUGCUCCAUCUGCCUUUUCUGCUUCCAGGUCUGCAUGCUUUGCUCGGUGGGCUAUCAUCUUUUUUCCUGUCAUCGGUCAGAAAAGACGUGUCGGAGGUGGAUGGCAUUGGACUAUGCAGGGAUCUCUAUCGGCAUCCUGGGCUGCUAUGUCUCAGGAGUAUUUUAUGCGUUUUAUUGCAAUAAUUACUGGCGCCAAGUGUACCUGAUCACCGUGCUCGCCAUGAUCCUGGCAGUGUUCUUCGCACAGAUCCACCCCAGUUACCUCACACAGCAGUGGCAGAGGCUCCGCCCCAUCAUCUUCUGCUCGGUGUCGGGAUAUGGAGUGAUCCCCACUCUUCACUGGGUUUGGCUCAAUGGAGGAAUCAGUGCUCCCAUUGUACAGGACUUCGCUCCCCGAGUGAUUGUGAUGUACGUGAUUGCUCUUCUUGCUUUCCUGUUCUACAUCUCCAAAGUCCCGGAACGGUACUUCCCAGGACAGCUAAACUACCUGGGGUCAAGCCACCAGAUCUGGCACGUCCUUGCAGUGGUGAUGCUGUACUGGUGGCAUCAGUCCACAGUGUACGUCAUGCAGUACAGACACAGCAAGCCUUGCUCUGACUUUGUGUCCCAUCUGUGACUCCAGUAAGAACUGUGCUUGGCCCCUGCAUCGAUGGUUCGCUGUUGGUACAGCAGUGGAAUUCAAAUGCGUUGAGAACGUUUUUGAGUAGCAGCACUGGGUAUGAAAUGACUCUGAGUUCUAUGAGACCCACUGCAUUCCUUAGGAAGAGCUCCUGUCCGUAAGCAAUGGAAGCGUCUGUCUUGCAUGAUGACUCUCAGAGGAGACGUUGUCAUCCAAUGGUCAAACCUGAGUGCCUCCUCAAGGCCAGGGUUGCUGCGUCCUGUGCUGCUCCAAGCUAAGCAAUGCAGCACCACCACCACAGCCCCACGCAGUCUGUGAGAAACUGGCACCCGAUGACCCACUGCCCUGCGCCAGUCUCUCCUCUCCUUAGGAACGUUUACAGUUUUGGUUUUGGUUUUGUUGUGAUGUUUGUUUUUAUGUUUGCUAACAAAACACUUAAUUCUGCCUUUAAGAAAGGUAGUGAGAGGAGAGACAAACGUGCUGGUUUUAAAAACAUUAGACUGGAAACUAGGGCAUGACUGAGCCACACACUGUCUGAUAGCCCAGUCCCCACUUCCUAAUUUUUGCUCCAAAUGAAAUAUUAUUUAAUCCCAUAUUAUAAUUGGAUUCUUGACACUGAACUUUGAAUUUGAACCUAGUUUUCCCAAACAACUUUCACCUCUAACUCUGUCGUUCCAAGUUUCAUGACGAUGGGUUGAAAACUAUGCGGAUGCUACUUUGCAGGCCGCGCCGUCUGGGUGAUGUGAGCCUAAGUCUGAGAGCACGCAGAUGGCUCAUGUGAGCACAGUGAGACUCACCUCUGCAGUCCGGCUCGCUCUGUGCCGACGUCUGACUGACACCUUAAAAACACCUAUAAACACCAUGACAGUUGAGAGCUGGAGCAUUGGCCUUGUUAAACUCGGCAGUAGAUCUCACUGCCGUCACAUAGUGGCUCCUAGUCUUUCUAGAUGCAUAAGUUAAAUACUCAAUAUUCAGGAAAACUUCCAUUGUCCACCAAACUAUAAAGCACCACUAAGUUUCCUAAUAAGUUGACAAGCUGCUUUAAAUACUGCUGUAUUUUUAGAAAAAAUGGAAUUAACUAAUACACCAUAGAAUGUUCUUGUCAUUGACGUUUAUCCCUAAAUGCACGUUCUGUAUCCAGUGUUAGGAACAUCGAUACACCUCUGCAGGGGCCUUCUUCCCAGUCCAGUGGCGCUGAAAUAAAUCUCCCGUGCUGGAAUGUUAGCAGGAAAGGACACUAAUUCAUAGCACUGUUAUGACGGAACACUAUUUUGGAAGUGGCUGUUGUACCUUAGGUCACAAAUUCAACUCAUAUGCUCAAUUUUAGAUGACCUGGAUAUAAAUAAAAAAAGUGGGAUAUAUUUUCAGAAAAUAUCCUUUAUUGGCCAAUGUUGUUCUUGAAUAUACAUUUUGUCAUUUUGGCCAGAAGGAAAUCUACUAAAUAUUUAUUAAGUAAAAACAGUAAAAUCCAGUAAUUUUAGAUGUAGACCCAUUUUUGUUAUGAAUUCUUCUAAAAAAUAUACUGAGUCUUUUAAGUUUACUUUUUUUUCUUUUUUCAGACAGGGUCCCACUCUGUAGCCCUGGAACGUGCUAAUAAAGACCAGGCUGGCCUUGUAACCAUAGAGAGCCACCUGCCUCUCCCUUCCAAAUGCUGGGUUAAAGGCGUGUGCCACCAUGCCCAGACGUGUACGUUUUAAUUCUUACAAUGCCUGGGUUCCUUGUGUACAUGAGUUCUGUAGUGACUGCUGUAUGUACCACGCACCUAAGAACAGCAUUCUUUGUUCUCAAACAACUGCUCUUUAAAUUUAAGACCUAAAUGUAAGGACAGUUAUUCUAUGUCCUCUGAAAUGUUCAGUAUUGUAAAAACAAAGCUCUGUUGUAUUUAUUAUAAAGGAAUGACUGGACUGCUGUCAGCUCUAAACACUUCUGUAUGUCCGCACUUAUUGACCAUCUACUGUGUGCACAGCACUACUGAUAAAAAAAUUUAUUCACACUAAAGAAUAUUUGACAAAUGCUUAAAAAUCUGAGCUUUGUAAUAAUGUAUAGUUGUUUAUAUUAGUUUAUUAAAAUAAGUUGAAAAUGGUAUUUCCAGCUACAGUAUUUUAAAAAAGCAAGUCUCACUAGCUUAUCCAAACUCUAAAAGCGAAGACUGUUUUUAACUGUGACUGUUUUAAAUUAUAACUUAUAGAGAUGCAGCUAACUCACUUAAUAAUCAGUCAUCUUCCUCUAUAACGCCAUUUUCCCAACAGCAAGCCAUUGUUCAUCUCUGUGGCUUAUACUAAGUGCAGUUAAGUACCUGCGUGACCAAGUGCGCCUAUGUAAAUAAAUACGGUUUACUAAG